Molecule: messenger RNA, 1671 nt
Organism: Brassica rapa (field mustard)
Lineage: Eukaryota; Viridiplantae; Streptophyta; Magnoliopsida; Brassicales; Brassicaceae
Source: RefSeq, a predicted model, not a curated record
CUAACUAAGAAACAAUUUAUUAUAGUUGACAUUUGCAUGUGGACGUAGUUAGACAAAGAGAUAUUUCAUAUGUAUAAGAAAAUUUAUACGAUUGAUUGUUUAAAUAUAUGCAUUCAAGUGUUUCAAAUUUGAGGAAAAAAAACUUCACAUCUUAUAUAAAAGUGUAUAAUCAAAAGUUAUUGCAUGUUUGAAGAAAAUCGAAAAAUGAUUAAAGCACGGCAUGGAAUAAGAAGAAAGAUGUGAUUAGUCAUGGCCUCGUAGGCAAUGAACAAAUAGCAAGGACAACUUUUGGAAGCACUGAGAAUAAUGUUGUGGAUAAAGAGUAAAAACAAUAGAAAAACUAUUAUGAUAUUCACAAUUUAAGAUAAAGGAAAAUUUGAGUAUUUUAUUUCCAUGGUUUUCCAAAAAAAAAAUUGCUAUAAUUAUUACUUAAUAGUCUAUGAAUAAAGUUCAAUAAAAAUAUUGAAAAUAAUAUUUCUAUGGUCUAUAAAUAAGAAAUGAAACCAUCACAACACCAACAAGAUACAACAACCCCAAGAAGAAGAAGAAAACAUAUAGAAAAACGGAGAUUUUCAAUAAAGAUUCAUCUGUUUUUCUUCUUCUCUGUUUGCCAUUGUUCACCAUGACUACUGUUCUUCUUCCUCUAUUUCAUUUCUUGGUGGCAAAGGUCUCUGCUUCUCACUUCUUCACUGAAACUCUCACUUCUUUCUAGUCACCUAAAUCACUAACUCCCACACAUACAAUCCCUUUGUUACCAAAAAAGAAUCUUUCCUUGUUUUUUCUUUCUAUUUUGUAGUACUGAAAAAAAUAUCAUAAUGGAUUCAGUUCAGUUUCAACACUUUAAGAAGGAGAAACCUAGAGGAUUCUUGAACUUCCAAACAAUAAGAUCAUUCAAAAGUUUAUUCAGACUCAUCGAACUGAUUCUUCUUCUAAUCUUGAUCUCCAAACUCUCUUUCCCUUCAGUGAAACUAUCCACUGACAUUUUCAGGGGAGCAGCAGAGUUUCUCGUUAGCCCGAGAUUCGUUUUCUUCAUAGGCAACGCUAUUGUAAUAACUCUUUUUGCGAUAUCCAGACGAUACAACUCGGCUCACGAGCCUAUCUCAAAGACAACAGAAGCCGUAAGCAACGAUCUUUACCAAGAGUUUCUUCACGAGAGUGAGAAGAAGAGAUCCGAAGUUUAUGAGAGGAAGGAAACAGAACAGCCCAAGAAGCCGAGUGGAGUGAAGAGAGUUAGUUUCGAGAGAAGCCAAUCGCAGAAAGCGUUUGAGGUGGUUCACCCGCCUGAGAGUACAUGUGGUGGGAGAGUCAUGAAGAGGUAUGAGUCGGAGAAGCAUCUGAGGAUAUGUGAUACGGACAAGAAAGUAGUGGUGAAAGGUAAGAAGCCAGAAGAUAAAAUGAGCAACGAACAGUUUAGGACAAAGAUUGAAGCCUUCAUCGCGAGGCAAAAGAGGAUUCAGAAGGAUGACGAACACUUGAUAAUCUAGCUCAUCUUUUGUUACUGAAUGUUUUUGUUUCUUUUUAGUUAUAAACUUGGAUGCUCUGUUCAAAACAUUUCAUAGUCUUGUAAGUCGUAACUUUGCCUUGGUAAAAUUCUGUAUCCUAAGUCCUAACUCUUGUAAACCUUUAAAGUUGUUUAAGUAAAUAAUACAAAUGUUAUGGUAUGGUAUGUUA